AAAGAGCUCGACGCCCGACAGGGCCAAACAUUUAAUGCCCUACCUAUAGCUAAAUACUUAGCCAUCAGUAACAUUGCCUUAACAAUAUUCGGACAUCAACCGCAGGCUCAGACACGUGGCGAAUCGCUAGGUGUUAUCUCGUCACUGUACGAGGCGUCCGAAGGCCAGAUGAGCGGACUGUUGGACUUGCGGGUGAACCGUUUUAACUUCGUAGGCGUCAUCCUGAGUGGUAUGCUCCGAUUUCUCUUCAAGCAACGCCUACUCAGAGUGGCUUACCAAGGAAGUCGUUGCCAUAGUUCAUGCAAGACGUAUGGGAAAAAGAAGAAAUGAUCUUUUACAACGCUUCAUAGACGCGAAUGAUGAUGCCAACGCUUUCGAUGGUAAACCUGACAAACGAUGAACUAAUUUCUAAUGCGUGUGCUAUGUACAUAGUUGGUCUUGAAACUAUAUCUUACACCCUAGGAUAUUUGUUCUAUUGUCUUGGACAGCAUCCAGACGUUCAAGCGAAACCACAGCAAGAAAUUCAAGGUACUUUCACCUCAGACGACACCAGUAAUAUUUCAAUGAAAUGGGUGGCUUAUGAUCAAAUGAUGCAAAUGAAGUAUCUUGAUGCCGUGAUCAAAGAAACGUUGCGCAUUUACCCAACGGCUACUGGAUUUAUAACGAGAAAAGCGCACUCAGAGUUCACGUACGGCUGUAGGACCUUUCCUGCCGGCCUGAAUAUACUCUUUGCCGUCACAGUCAUCCACGGGGACCCUAGAAAUUGGCCGGAUCCGCUAGCUUUUAAACCAGAACGGCUCGAUGCCGACAGCAGUGAGAGAUCACACCAAUUAGCAUAUCAAGCCUUCGGAUAAGGUCCUCGGAACUGCAACGGUAUGAGGUUUGGCUUAAUGUCUGUCAAGGUAAUUCUCAUACGAGCUAUUAGAGUGUUUUAAAUCUAAUCACCUGGAGCAGCCGAGCGAAUUUCGAGAGCAGUAUUAAGUAAGCCUCGAACGAUUGAGCUGAUUGUCAAAAGGCUGAAAAAUCAGUAAUAAUAUCCAAUGGCAUUACAAGACCGUAUUGCGACGGCAGGACAAUAGUUCCUGUUACUGUUUAGAUGAAAAACGCUUAGCGGACCUUUAGGCUAACGAUUGAUCAGUUGUUCUGGUCGAACGUUAAAGUGUUUAAAAGGUACAUAAUGAUAUAAUAUAAUGUACCAGAAUAUGUUUGCAAUAAGUGUUAGUUUCAUUUUGGCAUUACCCUACUUAGUAGCUAGAAUGAGCGUAGUUGAAGUGACGGAUGAUGCCUCAUAUCUAUAGUAAGCUUCAGUAACGCAGGAUUUACACAGUUAUCUCAGUAAUAAAAAGCCAAACAGGCUUGUUCAAGUCUUGUUUUUAAAAGGAACGAGACAGUUCGUAGGCUAUCUGGUCAGGA
Varroa destructor (honeybee mite) is the source of this 1413-nucleotide messenger RNA. RefSeq names its product cytochrome P450 3A19-like. Lineage: Eukaryota; Metazoa; Arthropoda; Arachnida; Mesostigmata; Varroidae. Gene Ontology annotation, molecular function: oxidoreductase activity, acting on paired donors, with incorporation or reduction of molecular oxygen; heme binding; monooxygenase activity. The record is from RefSeq and is a predicted model, not a curated record.